AUGGAGCGACUGGGCAAGUUCAAGUCCUACGAGCACGACGCCUUACACAAGCAGCUCUUCGACCACGACUACGCCUUACACAAGCUCAAUUCUCUCUUCAACCUGGGCCGAUUGGACGACAACCAUCACCAGCACCACAAGCACCACCAGCACGACGACUCCGGUGCUUUCGUCGACCUGGAUCGAUUGGUCAAGCACUGCUUCCCCUACAACUACGAGUUCAGCUCAAUGGCUCGAUUGGUCAAGCACUGCUUCCCCUACAACUACGAGUUCACCUUCAGCUCAAUGGCUCGAUUGGUCAAGCACACCUUCCUUAACGACGAAGGAUGGGAAGAAUGGUCCUCGUCAUCCCCAGCUCCUGUUAAGACAACGUCCUGGGCCGAUUGGACCCCUUCUACUCCUCCGGCGCCGGUAGUGACUUCAUCUCACUGGCAAGAUUGGACGUCUUCCGUUGUGGUUUCUGUGCCGACCUCCUCCUGGCAAGAUUGGUCCUCAUCCCCAGCUCCUGUAAAGACCUGGACCUCUUCCAUUGCACCUGUUCCAGUUCCAACGACCAAGUGGCAAGAUUGGACAACUUCUACACCCGCGGCACCCGUUCCCGCGGCAAGCACAUGGGUCGAUUGGUCAUCCAGCGUCCCCGCGGCCCCGGCUCCAGCGCCCUCGAGUAGCCAGUGGAACGACUGGGGGUCGUCAGUUGUGUAUAGCAGCUACUCUGUCCCUCAUGCAAGCACUUGGGCCUCCGUUGCAGUUACGAGCAGUGUCUGGUCUUCAUCCCCAGCUCCUGUGGUCAGCAGCAGCGUCUGGACAAGCGUUGCGCCGGUCCCGACCACCACAACACCCGCCCCCGUCGCGACCUACACUGGCGCCGCCAGCAGCAACAACAAGCCCGUCAUGGCGCUUCUUGCCGGUGUUAUUGGCCUUGUUGCCCUGGCAUAG
Molecule: messenger RNA, 936 nt
Organism: Cladophialophora bantiana CBS 173.52
Lineage: Eukaryota; Fungi; Ascomycota; Eurotiomycetes; Chaetothyriales; Herpotrichiellaceae
Exons: 2
Coding region: 1-936 (311 amino acids)
Source: RefSeq, a predicted model, not a curated record